Helicoverpa zea (corn earworm) is the source of this 1415-nucleotide messenger RNA. Its product is annotated as forkhead box protein A2-B-like. The record is from RefSeq and is a predicted model, not a curated record. Bases 185 to 853 code for a protein of 222 amino acids. Gene Ontology annotation, molecular function: cis-regulatory region sequence-specific DNA binding; DNA-binding transcription factor activity. The transcript is spliced from 4 exons. Lineage: Eukaryota; Metazoa; Arthropoda; Insecta; Lepidoptera; Noctuidae. Gene Ontology annotation, cellular component: nucleus. Gene Ontology annotation, biological process: regulation of DNA-templated transcription.
GGUUUUACAAUUUAAAAGCUUUUAUUAAAAACUUUUUCAAAUAAAAGUGAUAUACCACCUCCAUGCACCCUAAAGAGAUUACAAGCGUAGCAGAGAUAGCACGGACUGGCACGAAACAACACACUGACGUUCGAAUUUCGAACGGCAUCAGUGCGGUCGUGGCUGCCAAUCGUGUCCAACCAAAAUGGCGGCUAGAACAGGUGACAGGUCGAAAUGGAGACGAAGAAAAUGCUCCAAAAGUCCUACGGAGGAGGAUAAUGAUUGUGCAAGCCUGGCAUGGCUGCUGAACUUCAGAUUGGACGAUUUCGUGAACAUCAAAGUGCCUGAUGACGAGCCUGUUGUGAAAGAGCCGAAGGUGGAUAUUCCUGAUACGCCACCGGCGCUAAAGAAACCGCCGUAUACAUAUCCUGAGCUGAUUGAGAAGGCUUUGAGGGAGAAUGGAGAGUUAACAGUAUCUGCCAUAUACCAAUGGAUCUCAGACCGUUUCCCCUUCUACAAAGCGAACGACGAGCGCUGGAAGAACUCAGUUCGGCACAACCUGUCUAUCAACCCUCACUUUCGUAAAGGCGCGAGAGCUCCUCAAGGCGCCGGUCACCUCUGGUCUUUGGCAGCCAACGCCAUAGACCUGCUGCCUCUGAGGAACAUGGUGUAUGAGGAGAAGAAGACUGUUGUUGAUGCCGUUGAGAAGACCAGGGUGCUUGGGUUCCCUAAGGUGAUCGUGCUCGAUGAGGCAGCAAUAGCAGCCGCCAGCAUCAUCCCGGACCAAGACUUAUUCACUGGGAGCACAAUGUUCUUAAACCCGGUGUCUACGGAGCAAGUGGUCAGGGAAAGUGGACUCAUCACGGUGGACUAAGCGAUAUAAUAUUUGUGUCAAUUUAGUAUUAUUAUUGUACUGCGUGAGCUUUGUUGAUUAUCAUGUUAAUAGCGACACAACAUUUUAUUCAAAACAAGCUUUUAUCCUUUGACAUAAAUCGGUCAACUUACAGAUUUUUUUUUGCGUCUGAUAGGUCUAUCAAUUAUAUCAAUUUUAAGUCCAGAUUUAUAUUUUGUUACUUGCGAUUUUAAUAUUUGAGUUUUAGCCAUACUGUUAUAUCGUCAUCACUAUAAUUGGCCGUUGUUUUAUCAAAAUAGCAAACCAAGCCGCAUCAGUCCAGCUACUCAAACAAUGACCUACGAAAAUAGGCUCUGUAAAAAUCGGCUGUGUUGUCUGGUGAAUCGCUAAUAUCUUCACACUUAUAUUUUUAAGUUAUGUUAACAUUAUAAUCAGCAAAGUAUCGCUGGUUAUUGUUAAAUAUAAAUUAGUAAUUAAUAUACAAUUGAAUGCGUUAGAUUAAUUCGGCGAUCUCAUACAGCUAGUACGUAUUGUAAGGCUAUGUAUUUGAUAGUGAUUGGUUUUAAUAAAAUAAUUAAAACUA